CCGUCUUUUCGAUUCCUUAUUCCUCCCAUACCCUGGUCAAAGAAUGAUGGAGUAGCAGAACUUUUCAAAUUACCACUUACUUACUAGUACAUUCCCACGCCCACUCCAAUGUCCAACCAAGAAGAAGAAUCAUCUCUCUGACUCUCUUCUCGCCUUACCCUUGAAAAGUAAAACCCCUUUUAAUUCUGCAAAACCCGUAUUGUACUUUCACAAAUUUUUAGUGAAAGCUCAAGACAUUGAUUUUUUUUACCCAUUUUAAUCUGAAAACCCAAUUACGCAUUGAAAUAUAUGGAUAAAGCUGUCAUUUUUUUUUCUUUCGAAUCUCUGAAUUUGUCAAUAUAAAUAAAGCUGUCAUUUUUUUGAUUUCCAAUCUCUGAAUUUGUCAAUGCCGAUUCUUCUUUUUCUUCCCGUCUCCUCUACACCUAGGUUGUUGUAGUUUUUAGUGCGAAAUGGAGGAGCCAGGGCAGCUGAAAAGGGCAUUGAUUGAUGCCACGGCUGGGGCUAUUUCGGGUGCUGUGUCGAGGACCGUUACUUCGCCUCUUGAUGUUAUUAAGAUCAGAUUUCAGGUUCAACUUGAGCCUACUGCUCAGUGGGCCUUGCUUCGCAAAGAUUCUUAUAGACCAUCAAAAUACACUAGUAUGUGGCAAGCAACUAAGGACAUCUUCAGAGAGGAAAGGUUACCGGGGUUUUGGCGUGGAAAUGUCCCAGCAUUACUUAUGGUUAUGCCUUAUACAGCAAUACAAUUUACAGUGUUACACAAAUUGAAGACCUUGGCAUCUGGUUCUUCAAAGUCAGAAGAUCAUAUUCAUUUAAGUCCUUAUCUCUCAUAUGUCAGUGGGGCAUUGGCAGGCUGUGCAGCUACUGUUGGAUCUUAUCCAUUUGAUCUUUUGAGGACCAUUUUAGCUUCACAGGGAGAGCCAAAGGUGUAUCCAACCAUGAGGACUGCUUUUCUUAGUAUACUCCAGCGUCGUGGUAUCCGAGGGCUCUAUGCUGGAUUGACACCUACACUUAUUGAAAUUGUUCCUUAUGCGGGCCUUCAGUUUGGAACAUAUGAUACGUUCAAGCGUUGGACGAUGGCUUGGAACAGACACAGAUCUUCUCAUCCAAACGAAUCAGACCUAUUUCUUUCGAGCUUCCAGCUUUUCCUUUGUGGGCUAGCUGCUGGUACAUGUGCUAAAGCUGUUUGUCAUCCACUUGAUGUGGUCAAGAAGAGGUUCCAGAUUGAAGGAUUGCCAAGGGAUCUUAGGUAUGGAGCUCGAGUUGAGGAUCGUGCAUACAAAAAUAUGUUUGAUGCCCUCUGCCGGAUUUUGCAGACAGAAGGCUGGGCAGGGCUUUACAAGGGAAUUGUUCCGUCAAUAGUCAAAGCUGCACCUGCUGGUGCUGUGACUUUUGUUGCUUAUGAAUUCACGUCAGACUGGUUGGAGUCUGUUUCAACUUGAAAUUAUACUGAUUCGUUUCUUCAGUUUCUUUUUCUUUUGCCCUUUGGCAGUAAUUUUGUUCGCUAUUCUGUGAGUUCGUAGUUUAUUGAAACAACUUCUAUAGGAGGAAAUACGAGGGCUAGUGUCAAAUUCUUGCACCUGCAAGCCGUAACUUGUACGCACGAUAGAAGUUAUAACACAACAAAUAGGUUUAGCUGGCCCUAUAAUUGAGUUUGAAUUUUGCUUGAGAUUAAUGCCAAAGGGUAUAUGUUAGCUCUGGGAA
Molecule: messenger RNA, 1701 nt
Organism: Coffea eugenioides
Lineage: Eukaryota; Viridiplantae; Streptophyta; Magnoliopsida; Gentianales; Rubiaceae
Product: mitochondrial thiamine diphosphate carrier 2-like
Exons: 8
Coding region: 450-1439 (329 amino acids)
Biological process (GO): thiamine pyrophosphate transmembrane transport
Cellular component (GO): mitochondrial inner membrane
Molecular function (GO): thiamine transmembrane transporter activity
Source: RefSeq, a predicted model, not a curated record